AGCGGAGCCAGCGCCAUGUUGGUAAAGUCUGGAAGCCUCAGCGGCUGCUUCUGGAACUACUGUCAUUAUCCCCUGCUGGCUCCUCCUAUAUACUGGCCGAGCUCCUACCAUCCAUCCUCCUGCAGCGCAGCCUCGGGACCUGGACUCUGCACGCCUCUCUGGGGGACUGCGGAGGAUCAGCUGAGAAGGGGGAGUUCAGCAACAGUAUUUAACAUGAAAGGAAAGAAAUAUCUGAAGAGAAAUGCCCCUGCUGAAGAAAGCAAUGGAACUACAGAGAUCAAGAAACCGAAGAUUACCCACAGUUCCCACAAAACUGUUGGAGGUACUGUGCUGACUCUUGGUCAAGGUGAUGUGGGCCAGCUGGGUUUAGGAGAAGAUGUCAUGGAACGAAAGAGACCAGCACUGGUAUCUUUACCAGAGCCAAUAAUCCAGGCUGAAGCAGGAGGAAUGCACACAGUGUGUCUUGGAGCAUCUGGGAGUAUUUAUACUUUUGGCUGUAAUGACGAAGGCGCACUGGGCCGGGACACAACAGAAGAAGGAUCAGAAACUCUACCGGCAAAGGUUGAUUUGGCUGAAAAAGUGGUGCAGGUUUCAGCAGGAGACAGUCACACUGCAGCAUUGACAGAGGAUGGACACGUGUUCCUCUUUGGAUCUUUCAGGGACAACAAUGGUGUUAUUGGUUUACUGGAGCCAAUGAAGAAAAGUGUGGUGCCUGUACAAGUUCAGAUAAAUGUACCAGUUGUCAAAAUAGCCUCAGGAAAUGAUCAUCUUGCGAUGCUUACUUUAGAUGGGGAUCUCUACACAUCUGGCUGUGGAGAGCAGGGUCAGCUUGGCAGGGUACCAGAGAGAUUCACAAAUCGUGGAGGACGUAAAGGCUUAGAGAGGCUACUAAUUCCUCAGUGCAUCCACUUGAAGGCUAAAGGAUGCGGACGUGUUGUGUUUCAAGAUGUAUUCUGUGGUGCUUACUUCACGUUUGCAAUCUCACAAGAGGGCCAUGUUUAUGGUUUUGGCCUUUCCAACUAUCAUCAGUUAGGGACAAAGACUACGAACUCUUGCUUUGCGCCCCAGAACUUGACAUCCUUCAAAAACUCCACCAAAUCGUGGGUAGGAUUUUCAGGAGGUCAGCAUCAUACUGUUUGUGUGGACUCUGAAGGAAUUGCAUAUAGUCUUGGUCGUGCUGAAUAUGGAAGACUUGGUCUUGGCGAGAAUGCAGAAGAACAAAAAGAGCCUACCCCCAUUCCUAACCUACCCAAGAUUGCCUCUGUGGCCUGUGGUGCUUCUGUCAGUUAUGCUGUAUCUAGAGACGGUCAUGUCUUCUCUUGGGGUAUGGGCACCAACCAACAGCUGGGCACAGGUGAAGAGGAUGAUGUUUGGAGCCCAAAUGAAAUGACUGGGAAACAGCUGGAGAAUAGAGAGGUUUUGUCUGUGUCCAGUGGAGGCCAGCACACUGUUCUUUUAGUUAGAGAUCGUAGCUAACAUUGAGUUCCAGGACAGUAAUGCUCACUGUUGGCUGCAUGGAGACCACAUCAGAGCUGCCUCCAUUUACCUCUUUUCCACUUUGGAACUUUUUAAUUGGUCCCUAAUUGUAAUACUCCAGGUCCUUGCUGGGAGGUGUUGGACAUCAGCUUCUACUGUUCUCAUGUAUUCUACUUUCCUGUGUAUUUCCCAGAAAUUUAUAAAAAUGAUCUUCCUGUA
Molecule: messenger RNA, 1695 nt
Organism: Hyla sarda
Lineage: Eukaryota; Metazoa; Chordata; Amphibia; Anura; Hylidae
Gene: RCC1
Product: regulator of chromosome condensation 1
Exons: 10
Coding region: 16-1476 (486 amino acids)
Cellular component (GO): cytoplasm
Molecular function (GO): guanyl-nucleotide exchange factor activity
Source: RefSeq, a predicted model, not a curated record